AUGAUAGCAACAAAUGGCUUUAAAGAAUCUGAGCUAGCUAAAUCUAGAUGCUUUACCAGUUAUUCAGUAAGAAAAAAAGAAACUAUGUUUAUUAAUGAAACUCCAAAUUACUAAAGAAAAAAUAUUUAAAACAUUAAUGCUCUCAUUUCCUUGAAAAUUGAUUAAAAUGAUGUUAAUGAAUACCAAAAGCCUAAUUCAAACACAUUAACAAAUUUAAAGGGUAGUUAAAUGAAUCUGUAAAGAAAUAAUUAUCUUCCAUUUUAUAAUAGUUAUUACUCUAGUUAAGCUCUAUAAAGUAAAUAAACAGAGUUAGAUAUGCUCAAAUUAGUAGGGAAAAAUUGCUAAUAUAAGGAUAUAUCGAGUAAAGCGAAUAAUAAUAGUUAUUAAUGCGCUUAAAGUAAUGUUCGUUAUAACUUAAAUGAUCAUAAAAAAAACUUUAAAUCUACGUAAAUACAAGUAAACUUUAAAAAUGAAUAAUAAUAACAACAGUUAGAUUAAAGCAAUAACCAAACAUUUUAUUCAAAAUCUAUCAUGAACUCUAAUGAAACAUAAGCUCAAGAAAACCUUGGAACUAAUCAUAGCAAGCAUUUGAAGAAUCAAAAGCAUCUGUUCUAAAUUCAUAGCCAUCUUUUACUGUCUAAAAACUAGAACACCUAAAUUCUUUAUGACAAUAAAUCAGGAUAUAAAUCAAUAUUCUCGGUUGAUUGGUUGGCUGAAGAAAUAUAACAUAAAUAAAGGGGAUUUAGCUGUUUUAAUGUACUUAUAGUAGAUCUAAAAACAUAAAAAUACAAUAUUUUUAAAAGGGUAACUCCUACUUAAGAAAAUCCUUAUAUUUUAACAUAGGAAAUCAUACAGUAAUCUCCUUUAAGUAAAGCAUAAGUUUGUCUUCUAAUAGUUUAUAUUGAAAAAGAACUUCAAAAGAAUUAAUAUGCUUAAGAAGUUUUAAUAGAAAAAUUGUUGUAUAAAGGCAAUCUAUUGGGUCAUGCUCAAUUACCAUAAGAUAUUGAAAAUUAAAUUCUUAUAUUCUACUUUUUGCUUGCAUUCACACUGGAUGGCAACAUGGAGAAAUUAUAGUAAGUUGAUUUUGCUAUGACAAAAGUAAAGGAUUUUCUUGACUUAAAAAAUUAGGGCUCUGUAAGCUUAUCAGUUAAAAAGAAGAUGAUAUUUAAAGUGAUUAACAAAAAGAAUAUGUUUAUAGAAGAUAGCUUUAGAAAGACAUUUAACGUGGAUUUGAUAAGAAUAGUUGGUGAAAAAGUAUACAAAGGACUUAUUUACUAUGAAUAAGGUGAAGAAGCUUUUUAAAAAGUAGAUUUAAAGAACUAUACUUCGCCAGCUAUAAAUUUUAAUGCACAAACUAGUUAAACUUAACUUGGAAAAUAGCAGAGACAGUUAAAUGAAAUCUAAACAUAUACAAGGUUGUAAAUUAUUUAAUAGAACAAAUAAAGGAGAGAGCUAGUUUCUUCCUAAAAGAUAUACAGGAGACCAGAUCUACUGAGGUAGCAUAGCUAAUAAUGUUUAAGAAAUGCUAAAACAGCUUCCACUCCAAUAAGCAAUAUGAAUAGAACAAAUUCAUAAUUUCAAAUGAAGAGGACUUCAAAUCAAAGCACUGACAAUAUUUACAAAUCAAAAUUUCCUAUGGAUUCUGUAUUAGAUUUUCAAAGGUUAAAGACUCCCUUUCAAUAAAAUUGGACAGAUGACUUUAGCAGUACUGAAACAAAUGGUAUACAUGCUUAAGAUUAAUAGAGAAAAGAGCUAUACUCUUAAAAUUCUUUGAGAAAGAAACAGGGUGCCUUUAAUAUAUUUUAGUAGUUAUCAAAGCAGUAAUAAGUCAGUGCUUAACAAAAUUUAAGAUUUUAAUCAGGAUAGAUAAACGAAACAAGCUAUAAAAAACCUACUUAUAGUUCAAUUAGUGUAAUGCAACAUAAAAAUAAUAGCUCAACUUUUAAUUUACUUUAUCAUGAUAAUAAUGAAGUUAAAUUUUAAGAUAUAGUACCUUUUGUAAGCAUAUUUCAUACUUAAUAAUAGAAUAAUCCUGCAACACCAAAUUAUCACAAGACACCUAAAUAAUCAGAAGAAAAAUACUAAAAAUAGAAAGAAUUAGAAGAUUAAUAAAAUUGA
This is a messenger RNA of Tetrahymena thermophila SB210, 2118 nucleotides long. RefSeq lists its product as hypothetical. NCBI's taxonomy places the organism in Eukaryota, Ciliophora, Oligohymenophorea, Hymenostomatida, Tetrahymenidae. The transcript is spliced from 11 exons. The record is from RefSeq and is a predicted model, not a curated record.